This is a messenger RNA of Rhagoletis zephyria (snowberry fruit fly), 2231 nucleotides long. The record is from RefSeq and is a predicted model, not a curated record. Lineage: Eukaryota; Metazoa; Arthropoda; Insecta; Diptera; Tephritidae.
AUGGCCAACUGGGCUCAGAUUCUGGCUCUUCCAGAGUCCUUCCAGCGUCGUAUCCUCACCAUCUACGACCAGAACCAGUUCUUUCCCAUCGAGGUACGCAAAAGCAGGGCCGAAUGGAUUGAAAAGCAAGACUGGUCUUUCUACUCGAACCCCAAUUACUCCUACGACACCAACUAUCUCGAGCGGUGCAUCAGCCUGAUGCAGGAGUUCAUUCAGCAAGUCAACCAGCUGUUGUCAACGACAAAUGACAUCAGCGACAAGUACAAAAUCAACAAUUUUAAGAGCAACUUGCAAUAUGCAAUCGAAUCAAACAAUUAUGAGAUCAUCAAGCAUGUUUAUGAAUGUUUACGCAAUGAAAAUGUCAUUAUUCAGCGCUAUCGAGAGGGCCUCAAUGAGCGCAAUCCAUCUCAUUUUCAUCAGCUGGAAACGAAGUGCCAGGUAAACAGAGAAAAGAUCCUCUACACAGAAGGCUUGCUGAAGAACAUCAACACGCUGAAGGAAAACCUGAUUAUUAGCAAGUCACAACUGCCCGUACUUCAGAAUGCCAUUGCUCUACAGAACCCAAACACUACUGAUAUGACGUCAAAGCAGAACAAGAUAAUUGAGCUGACCAAUCAUAUCAACUUCAUGUUUAAUGCCUACAAGACGUACAAAGAUGAACUAUUGCAUAAGCAUCGUGAUAUCAUUACAGAAUUGGAGUCAAUUCUAAGCAUUUUAAUCACUGAUCUCAACGUGUGGAAGAAUAACCGAAAGUCGAUGAUCAGCAAUGAUGCCUACGAUGACUUUCGACAGAUAACCGAAAUCUGCCAGAACUUUGCAAGCAACAUCUGCCACAUGUGGCCUCAGAUUAAGAAGAUGGAAACUUUGCUCAUUGAAAACCAGGCCGAAAACUUUAUUCCCGAGGAUCACUGCAGAGAGAUGAAAACAAAGAUCAUUAUGAUUCUGAAAAGCCUGGUUAAUCAGACAUUCAUUGUUGACCACCAGCCCUGUCAGGUGAUUAAGACCAACACCAAGUUGAAGAAAAUUGUGGUCAACCUUCUUGUGGGAAACAUUUUUAAGAACCACAUGAAUCCGUCAGUGGUAAAGGUGACAAUCAUCAAUGAAAAUCAGGCAAAGCAACUCUACAAUGAUCCAGAUACCUUUCGAAUGGACACUUGCAGUGGUGAAAUUCUGAACAAUACGACUGUUAUGGAGUACAAUCCUUCUUCGAAAAUACUUUGUGCCAACUUUGUUAAUUUGCAAUUGAAAAAAAUUAAGCGAACUGAAAAGAAAGCUUCUGAGUCGGUCAUGGACGAAAAGUCUGCUCUCCUUUUUUCAACUGAAUUUUUCAUUGAAGAGGAUCUACGAUUCAAUGUUAAAACCAUUUCUGACCCUGUCGUAGUCAUUGUUCACGUGAAUCAAGAAGCCCACGCUCAAGCCACCAUAACUUGGGACACUGCUUUUGCAGAGCCAACGAGGUGCCCGUUUGAAGUUCCACAAGAAGUGAGAUUCGGCCUGCUGGCCACUGUGCUAAGUCAGAAGUUCUUUGAGAAUACUGGCCGCGCACUCAGUGAGGACAACAUUCACUUUUUGGCAGAGAAGAUUUUUGGCAGCUACAUUCCUGACCCUAUGAACACACUGGUGUCGUGGUCUCGAUUCUCCAAAGAGCAUCUGCCCGGACAAACGUUCACCUUUUGGGACUGGUUCUACGCAAUACUCAAGCUGACCAGUGACCACUUGCGUGACAUUUGGCACGACAAUCGCAUCAUUGGCUUCCUCACUCGCCCCCGUGCCGAAGAGCUGCUCUCGGAGAAGCCGACGGGCACCUUUCUGCUGCGAUUCAGCGACACCAAACUGGGGGGCAUCAGCAUCGCCUCGGUAGACAUGAACUCGGAGCAGAAGGUGAUGAUGGUCGAUCCGUUCUGCAGUAAAGACCUUCAACUGCGCAAGCUGGCCGACCGUCUGCGUGACUUUGACCAGUUCACCCAUCUCUACCCCAACUUGCCCAAAGACGAGGCUUUUGGCCGGUACUACUCUCAGGUGAACAAUCAGGGACAGACCAACAAUGGAUACGUACGACCGAUGCUGGUCAAUUAUAUUCCUCGCUUUCCCAACGCCCCUGGUGGCAAUGCUGACUUUGCUUUGCAGGGACAGUUCUCAAACAGCUUUCCCAUGGACUUUGGGUUGCCAAGUUUUGGCUCUACCUUUGAAAAUCAAUUCGACGCUAAUGUGUACUCCGUCUCGUCGUCAAA